This is a messenger RNA of Lycium barbarum (goji berry), 1421 nucleotides long. RefSeq lists its product as uncharacterized. The transcript has 9 exons. Bases 174 to 782 code for a protein of 202 amino acids. NCBI's taxonomy places the organism in Eukaryota, Viridiplantae, Streptophyta, Magnoliopsida, Solanales, Solanaceae. The record is from RefSeq and is a predicted model, not a curated record.
UUCAAGUGGUGAGAAAGUUACACCAAUUUGUAAGUAUCAUUAUAAACCCUAUCUGUCACUAUGUUGGAGCUUACUCUCAUGGUAUUGAAGUUUUGUUUUAAUAGAUAUUGACAUUUUAAUUAAUAAUGUCUACAACAAUAUAAUUGACUGCAAAUAGAAUUAACUUCAUCGGCAUGUACUUGACAACAAAAUUUAGCAGAACAAUACAGAUUGAUCCACCUUAUCCACAGUGUCAACAACUACAAGCAUGGGUCGCACAGAACAAAGAAACCCUUGCCUCUUUCACUAUGCGGAGUACAUCCAGAUCUGGAUCUCUCAUAUCUGUUUCAAUGAAUGAAGAAGUAGUGCCAAUUGCAAACAUUCAAUCGCAGGAAGACGAACAGUCAUUCUACAUUGAAGCAAAAAUAUCCUUGCCAAAUAGCCUCAGGUCUUUCUGUGUCUUGAAUUAUUCAAGCUGUGGACAAGAAGUACGCAGUACGACCAAGAGAAAAAUUCGCUGCAUGAAUUGUAAUAAGCAGAGUAUGUUGGUUCCUAGGUGUCGAUUUGAUGUGAAUCUCAAAGAUGCCUCUGGCUCGGCAACUGGGAUGAUUAUGGACAAAGAAGGAGAAAAACUAUUAGCUCUUACUGCAGCAGAGAUUUACGAAAGAGUUUCAGCUGAGAAUGACAACCUGCCUGUGGAAGAUUUCCAAAGCAAAUUUGACCAGAAGCUGUUCAGAAUUCAAGUGAAGAAGCCAUUUGGCCGUGCUUCAUCCACAUCAUCUUCAAAAUUGUAUAUCCAGUAAUGCAUUGAAAAGGAAAGCAUUAUUCAUUCUCUCCCAGCACCAGCCACAGCAUCAAUCACUAUCAGCGAAAGCAGUAAAAGGAAAAAAGAACAUGUAUCUUCCCAUGAUACAAAAACAAACCUGCCAACCGAACAAGGUGAAUUAGUCAAAGAUGAAACAGAAACUGGAGCCAACAAACUCCAGUGAAAAGGAAAUGAAGGUUAACCAACUAAUUUUGCAACCACUUUUGGCUUUCAUGGAACAAAGUUGUUUUGCAGGAAAAUGAAGUGUUGACUAUAACUUGCUCAAUUUUUGGCUUGUACAUAGAUUUCCAGUGACUUCUAUAGUCAUGGAAUAAAGAAGAUGAGCAUCACGUUGUUUGGUUGUGGCUAGACAAGGGCAAGCCACAUGAAUGCCCAGUAUGCACACAGUAUUUUGUGGUAGGUCAUGAAAGUUCCCAGGUCAUGAAAGAGUUUUAUCUUUCAAGAGCAUACUUAUGUUCAACUGCCAGAAUUCAGAUUUCAGCCCAACCACAUACAAAUGUUGGAGCACCUACAAUCUUUGUACUUUUGUCUUUCCUACAAACUACUCAUGUAACUUUGUUCCACAAAUGAAUGUAAUAUACUAUGAACCAAGUUAUUUUAAUAUUUAGUUUAAUCA